Molecule: messenger RNA, 798 nt
Organism: Guillardia theta CCMP2712
Lineage: Eukaryota; Cryptophyceae; Pyrenomonadales; Geminigeraceae
Exons: 1
Coding region: 1-798 (265 amino acids)
Biological process (GO): lipid homeostasis
Cellular component (GO): endoplasmic reticulum; membrane
Source: RefSeq, a predicted model, not a curated record
AUGGUCAUGCUGGUGAGCUUCAUGGUGUUUGCCGGCAUGUGGUUGGCCCUUGCCAAGCGACCGACGAGUCAGAGGAUAGCCAAGGAGAAAAAGUUGCAUCGAGCUACGGAUGACCCCUACAGCUUUUACGAUCCUACCAGCGGUCAAAGUCAUCGAUUCUUCAAGGCCGAACUUGCUACUCGCAUCGUAUCCACCAUUCAUGCUGCUCUUGUUUGCUACGGCGCUGCAAUGGGCCUCUACACUCAUCGCAACAUGUUCCAGGACAUGCUUUGGGCCACAUCUCCUAUCGUUCGCUUUUGGUACUCGGUGUCAAUGGCGUACUUCCUUGGAGACAUCUUGCUUUGUGUGGUCAUGUUCCGCGAGUACGGCUUCAUGUUUACUUUCCACGGCAUCUGCGCUUUCGCCGCUGUCGCAAUUAUCUGUCUCGGGAACAUGUUUCACUUCUUCGGCUGCAUCGGAUUCUUGUGGGAGUUCUCAACCAUCUUCUUGAACUUGAGGUGGUUCAUGUUGGAAUAUGGCUACAAGGAAACUCUUGCCUUCAAGUUGAACGGGAUUGCCCUCGUGGUCUUCUUCUUCAUCUUCCGCAUCUUCAUUGGCUGUCCAUACUCCUUCAUCUUCUGGUCUCAACUCUCAUCAGCGCGGGCAGAAGGAAAGAUCAGCGGUGGCGUGUACUUGACGAUGAGUUUGAUGCUCGGAGGAGUCAACAGCCUCAACAUCUUCUGGGGGAAGAAGCUCAUGCACGGCCUGAUACGCUUGUUCCGAAAAUGGGGCUCACCGGAAGCUAUCAAAGAGCCCUAG